AUGGGCAGCACACACAUGAACGGCACAAAAUGGUCACCCUCAUCCUGGAAAUCAAAGCCUAUCGUUCAAGGGGUCGAAUAUGAUGAUCAGAAGGCCUUCGACGGCGCCAUAACGAAACUGAGUAAACUCCCUCCACUAGUCACGCCGCUGGAAAUCGUCAAAUUAAAGAACGAACUUCGCGAAGUCGCCCUAGGCAAUGCAUUCCUUCUGCAAGGCGGCGACUGUGCCGAGCUAUUCGAUUACUGCACUCAGGACAUGAUCGAGGCCAAAGUCAAGCUCCUGCUUCAGAUGUCCCUAGUCCUGAUCUACGGCGGCAAGAAGAAAGUUGUGCGAAUAGCGCGGAUGGCAGGGCAAUUUGCGAAGCCUCGGUCGUCACCCAUGGAGACUGUCAAUGGAGUACAGAUGAAUUCGUUUCGUGGCGAUAUUCUCAAUAGCUACGAGCCCGACGUCAAAUUGCGCACGCCGCACCCGUCCAGAUUAGUAGAUGCUUACAUGCACUCCGCUGCCACUCUGAACUACCUCCGGGCGGCCCUUGGCUCUGGACUCGCAGACCUACAUGCUCCACUUGACUGGUCAUUAGGCCACGUACUCGACUCAAGUGUUCGAGCCAAAUACCAGAGACUCGUCUCUUCGAUCCAAGACACCCUCGAUAUGCUACGCACUAUUGGCCUCGACUCUGCACGCAACCUCGAGACCGUUGACCUCUUCACAUCCCACGAAGGGCUCCUACUCGGAUACGAACAAGCCCUGACUCGCGCCUUCCGGCUACCUCCCAGUACACUUACCUCAGCUACCUCACGGCAUCACAGCCACAACCGACGCGCUUCCACUUCCGCUUCCACACCCACAACCUACUACGCCACCUCCGCCCACUUCCUCUGGAUCGGUGACCGCACGCGUCAACUCACCCACGCACACACGGAGUUCUUCCGUGGCAUCGCCAACCCAAUCGGCGUCAAAGUCGGUCCUUCAAUGCCUGCUUCCGAUCUGAUUCCUCUGCUCGACAUCCUCAACCCGACGCGAGAAGUCGGCAAAAUCGUCCUCAUCACCCGUUACGGAGCGCCACUAAUCGCAAAACACCUCCCCGACCAUAUACGCGCCGUUCAAGCCUCGCCCCACGCCGGCACAGUAGUCUGGCAGUGCGACCCCAUGCACGGAAACGGAAGAAAUGCUACCAGCGAAACGUCAGGACAGACUUUCAAGACGCGUCGAUUCAGCGAUAUCCUCUCGGAGCUGCAGCAAGCACUGCAAAUUCAUCGCUCGCUUGGCAGCUAUCUAGGUGGCGUGCACCUCGAGCUGACUGGCGAAGCGGUCACGGAAUGCGUUGGUGGAGCAGAAGGCUUGACGGAGGAGCAUCUGAACACCAACUAUACUACCUUCUGUGAUCCAAGGUUGAAUGAGAAGCAGGCGCUAGAACUGGCGUUCUUGGUUGCGGGAUUUCUGCGGGAAGAGUACGAGGAGGGCUCUGAUGGGGACGCGUCGUAA
Cyphellophora attinorum is the source of this 1485-nucleotide messenger RNA. RefSeq names its product Phospho-2-dehydro-3-deoxyheptonate aldolase. The transcript has a single exon. Gene Ontology annotation, molecular function: 3-deoxy-7-phosphoheptulonate synthase activity. The coding region runs from base 1 to 1485 and encodes 494 amino acids. NCBI's taxonomy places the organism in Eukaryota, Fungi, Ascomycota, Eurotiomycetes, Chaetothyriales, Cyphellophoraceae. The record is from RefSeq and is a predicted model, not a curated record. Gene Ontology annotation, biological process: aromatic amino acid biosynthetic process.